Messenger RNA from Trematosphaeria pertusa, 810 nucleotides. RefSeq lists its product as uncharacterized. The record is from RefSeq and is a predicted model, not a curated record. The transcript has a single exon. NCBI's taxonomy places the organism in Eukaryota, Fungi, Ascomycota, Dothideomycetes, Pleosporales, Trematosphaeriaceae. The coding region runs from base 1 to 810 and encodes 269 amino acids.
AUGUCCGACUCACUCGAACCCGCCUACCUCUCCUAUCUCAUACUCUUUCUUCGCGGUGUCCCGUCUCUUCUCGCUGCCAUCACACUCAUCCUUGCAUACCGUGAGCAUCUCCGCUUCAGCUCUAGCAAUACACCUCGAGCCCUCCCAUUCCCACCGCGUCGCCCCUCCUACCGCGAUCGCAUUCCUGAGGUCCAAGAUGCGAACUGGCCCCCUGCAUCGCCGAUCACGCGAAAUUAUGUGAAAGAGCGGGGAGACCGCAUACCUUUUGUCACCCCCCCUCCGUUCGCUAUCGGGAAGAGACUUGAUGCGUUGAGGUACGAUAAUGUGACAUCUCGUGGUCGUGGUCGGGAUCAGACUCAUUUCCGGAUUGUGUAUCCUAUUCCACAGCCAUUCGAUAAUAUCAAUUCCGACGGUUAUGGUAUCUCAUCGGGCAGACAUGGAUACGAAUCAGACCGGCAGUAUGGCAUAAGGGAGACCCGUAGCGGCUACUUGUCUAUUCCAAGACGGAGUGGGGAUCCCUCACCGCAUAGGGAGCCCGUAGGCGGAUCGAGCUCGCCGGAUGGAUGGUAUGAGUACAGUGGACACCGGGGUGGUGGUCUUGCUCCUGAAUACGGUGCACUUCUUGCGAGGAACGCAGGCCGAAGGACGCAGAAUGAAGACCAAGGAGGGGAACGCGCGUAUUUUCCUUGGUAUGCCGAUGGUACAAGGUAUGAUGAGGAGAAGGAAGCAGAGGCUGAGGCUGAGGCGUUGGGGGAAGAGGAAGAGAAGGAAGAAAGGAGAGAUCAACAGGAGUGCUGUAGAGGUGCUUGA